GGAGCCGCUGCAAAGUCAGCGCAAGCAGGGACGUGCGGGCCGGGAGGGAAGACUCUUGGAAACAUAGCUUUGGCCUGGGGACUCUGCAGCCGUUUGGGAUUUCCAAAGGGUUGUUAGAAGCCGGCGCAGCAGCGUGAAGGGCCUCAGCCCAGGGCCCGCCGGGACUGAACCCUCUGCCCUGCAGCUCUUGGGAACGGAGGAGCCCAAAACCCAACUUCACCGUUCACAAGUAUGCUCUUUUAAAAAAAGGACAGAGGAGUAAAUCAACACCCAGAGUUGCAGCACCACACUCUCCUGGUGAAGAACAAGUUGGAGCCAGUAGGUGGCAAGGUCACCAUUCUUAUCCACGUGAGCACACAUGGCUCUGUUACGAAAAGUUAACCAGGUAUUGCUGUUCCUUCUGAUCGUGACCCUUUGUGUGAUUCUGUAUAAGAAAGUUCAUAAGGAGACUGUGCCCAAGAAUGAAGCAGAUGAUGACGCUGAGACUCCUGAAGAACCGGAAGAGGAGAUCCCCGUGGUGAUCUGUGCCGCGGCGGGAAGGAUGGGAGCUGCCAUGGCUGCUAUCAAUAGCAUCUACAGCAACACCGACGCCAACAUUUUAUUCUAUGUCGUCGGACUCCGGAACACUCUGACUCGAAUCCGAAAAUGGAUCGAACAUUCUAAACUCAAAGAGAUAAACUUCAAAAUCGUGGAAUUCAACCCUGUGGUCCUCAAAGGGAAGAUCAGACCAGACUCCGCGAGGCCUGAACUGCUCCAGCCUCUGAACUUUGUUCGAUUUUAUCUCCCUCUGCUUAUCCACCAACACGAGAAAGUCAUCUAUUUGGACGAUGAUGUAAUUGUACAAGGUGACAUCCAAGAACUGUAUGACACCACCUUGGCCCUGGGCCACGCGGCAGCUUUCUCCGACGACUGUGAUUUGCCCUCGGCUCAGGAUAUGAACAGAAUUGUGGGACUGCAGAACACGUACAUGGGCUAUCUGGACUACCGGAAGAAGGCUAUAAAGGACCUUGGCAUCAGCCCCAGCACCUGCUCUUUCAAUCCAGGUGUGAUCGUUGCCAACAUGACAGAAUGGAAGCAGCAGCGUAUCACCAAGCAACUGGAGAAGUGGAUGCAAAAAAAUGUCGAGGAAAACCUGUACAGCAGCUCCCUGGGAGGAGGGGUGGCCACCUCCCCGAUGCUGAUUGUGUUCCACGGAAAAUACUCCACCAUCAACCCCCUGUGGCACAUACGGCACCUGGGUUGGAACCCAGAUACCAGAUAUUCAGAGCACUUUCUGCAGGAAGCUAAGUUACUCCACUGGAAUGGAAGACAUAAGCCUUGGGACUUCCCUAGCGUUCACAACGACUUGUGGGAAAGCUGGUUUGUCCCUGACCCUGCAGGGGUAUUUAAACUCAAUCACAAUAGUUGAUGUGAUGUAACACUUCAAGUAUCUGCUGUGUAAAAAUGUGGAACUGUCUGUGGCCUACCAUACCAUUCUCCUUUAUGGGCAGUACCUUCGAUAUGCAUGAGCCACAGUACAAAAAAACAGAAACCACUGUGUGCAAACGGUAUUAUGCUUUGCACCAUAUAGGAUUGAUUUACUUCAAGAGAAUGUGAGUGGUCAUUAUGGAAAUGGAAGAUUUUGUGAACGAAAUACAUCACUGGAAAGAAAUAAACCCAUCUAGAUAUCAACAAUCAGCUUGCUAAAUACUAAAUGACAGUUAUGUCUACAAAUUUUUAAAAUUUCUAAAUGCAUUUCUCACAUGCAAGUUCUUAUGUUUUAAAUGUUGCUGGUCUUAUCUUUUACAGAAUUAUCAAAUUUAAGACGCAAUGUGUGAAAAAAUAAAAUAUUCACAGAUUUUUA
Molecule: messenger RNA, 1843 nt
Organism: Tupaia belangeri chinensis (Chinese tree shrew)
Lineage: Eukaryota; Metazoa; Chordata; Mammalia; Scandentia; Tupaiidae
Gene: GLT8D2
Product: glycosyltransferase 8 domain containing 2
Exons: 11
Coding region: 359-1408 (349 amino acids)
Cellular component (GO): Golgi apparatus
Molecular function (GO): glycosyltransferase activity
Source: RefSeq, a predicted model, not a curated record